AUGGCGCCCCCGCGAAACGUGGUGAAGAUCGCAGUCCAGAUGCGUGACGCCAUCCCCCAACUCAUUCAGCUUGACCAGGCAAAGCCACUGGCUGCUGUGCUUAAGGAGGUGUGCGACGCGUGGAGCCUGGCUCACCCUGAGCGCUAUGCCCUGCAGUUUGCUGAUGGGCAACGAAGAUACAUCACAGAAAACAACCGCACAGAGAUCAGGAAUGGCAGCAUCCUCUGUUUGAGCACUGCGCCGGAUCUUGAGGCUGAGCGGCUGCUGGCUGGGCUGCAGAGCGGGAGUCGUGAAGGGCGCAGGGAGGCCCUGCAGCACCUUGUCCUACUGGCCUCGGACCUCACUUUUGCCCAGGAGGUCAUCAGGCGUGAUGGACUUCAGAGACUAGGGACCAUCAUUGAAGACGGGGAUGACCUAGGAGAGAUACUGGCCCUUGGGCUGCAGGCCUUCUCUGAGCUCAUGGAGCACGGCAUGGUGUCCUGGGAGACGCUCAGCAGCGCCUUUGUCAGGAAGGUGGUACGCUACGUGAACAUGAACCUGAUGCAUGCCUUUGUGCAGCCCCUGGCCCUCGGGCUGCUGGAGAGUGUGGCCUUGAGCAGCCCUGCCUUGGGGCAGCUGGUCAAAAGCGAGGUGCCAUUGGAUAGGCUGCUGGUACACCUUCAAGUGUUAAACCAGCAACUGCAAACCAAGGCCAUGGCCCUGCUGACUGCCCUGCUGCAGGGGGCUAGCCUUGCUGAGCGUAAGGAAAUGCUCGACUACCUGUGGCAGAGGAACUUCCGCCAGUUCAUCUAUAAGAACAUCAUCCACAGUGCAGCACCGCUGGGCGACGAGAUGGCACAUCACCUGUAUGUCCUACAGGCCCUCACACUGGGGCUCCUGGAGCCACGUGUGCGGACACCCGUGGAUCCCUACAGCCAGGAGCAGCGGGAGCAGCUGCAGGCCCUGCGCCUGGCAGCCUUUGAGCCAGAAGGGGAGUCCCUGGGUGCCGGGCUGAGCACCGAUCACCGCCGUUCCCUGUGUGCCCGCGAGUUCCGUAAACUGGGCUUCUCGAACAGCAACCCAGCACAGGACCUAGAACGCGUGCCCCCUGGCCUGCUGGCCUUGGACAACAUGCUCUACUUCUCCAGACACGCACCCAGUGCCUACAGCAGGUUCGUGUUGGAGAACAGCAGCCGGGAAGACAAGCACGAGUGCCCCUUUGCCCGCAGCAGCAUCCAGCUGACCGUACUGCUGUGCGAGCUGCUCCGCGUAGGGGAGCCCUGCUCCGAGACAGCCCAGGACUUUUCACCCAUGUUCUUCGGCCAAGACCAGUUCUUCCACGAGCUCUUCUGUGUGAGCAUCCAGCUGCUGAAUAAGACCUGGAAGGAGAUGCGGGCCACACACGAGGACUUUGACAAGGUCAUGCAGGUGGUGCGGGAACAGCUGGCCCGCACGCUGGCCCUGAAGCCUUCUUCCCUGGAGCUCUUCAGAACUAAGGUGAAUGCGCUCACCUACGGGGAGGUGCUUCGGCUGCGGCAGACAGAACGGCUGCACCAGGAAGGCACACUGGCCCCUCCCAUACUGGAGUUGCGGGAGAAGCUGAAGCCCGAGCUCAUAGGCCUGAUCCAACAGCAGCGUCUGCUCCGACUCUGCGAGGGGACACUCUUCCAUAAGAUCAGCAGCCGGCGGCGCCAGGAUAAGCUGUGGUUCUGCUGCCUGUCCCCUAACCACAAGGUGCUGCAGUACGGGGACGUGGAGGAGGGCGUGGGCCCACCGCCCCCAGAGGCCCUGCCUGAGCAGCUCCCUGUGGCUGACAUCCGGGCACUCCUGACAGGCAGGGACUGCCCCCACGUCCGGGAGAAGGGCUCCGGGAAGCAGAACAAGGACCUCUACGAGUUAGCCUUCUCAGUUAGCUAUGACCGUGGGGAACAGGAAGCACAUCUGAACUUCAUUGCGCCCUCCAAGCGGGAGUUCCACCUGUGGACGGAUGGGCUCAGCGCCCUGUUGGGCAGCCCUAUGGGCAGUGAGCAGACACGGCUGGACCUCGAGCUGCUGCUGACCAUGGAGACCAAGCUGCGCUUGUUGGAGCUGGAGAACGUACCCAUCCCUGAGCAGCCGCCCCCGGUGCCCCCACCUCCCACCAACUUCAACUUCUGCUAUGACUGCAGCAUCGCUGAACCAUGA
Molecule: messenger RNA, 2163 nt
Organism: Orycteropus afer afer
Lineage: Eukaryota; Metazoa; Chordata; Mammalia; Tubulidentata; Orycteropodidae
Gene: ELMO3
Product: engulfment and cell motility 3
Exons: 20
Coding region: 1-2163 (720 amino acids)
Biological process (GO): actin filament organization; cell motility
Source: RefSeq, a predicted model, not a curated record